GUAAACUAACGGAUAAGCAUCGAUGGUAAUUGUUGUUCAUUGAAAAUUCAGACUCAUAUUCUUUGCCAAGAGUAAAAGGCGACGACUUUAAUAUACGAGUAAUAAAUCGAAGAAAGAAAAUAAUUGGGCCAAUAAAUUCGCCCAAUAUAGUGAAGACAGGGAAAAAGUGACACUUUGAAUUUAAAUUAGUUGUUCUGGAGACAACGCAAAUAGUGAUAAUUGAGUGAAAUUAGCCACCGCAGUCACAAGGAAGGAAGCAGCACUGCAGUAGCAGAGGCAGCGGAAGGCGAAGAAACACCCGUCUGCAGCUAUUGUAAGCAGCGUCAGCGUCAGCGUCGCGGCUGAGGCAGUUCAGCGCCCCAACCCCGACCCCGACCCCGAAAACUUAAAUGUGAAAAGAUGGCGACGAGUCGUACUAGUCGCAUACAACAAACGAAGAAUAUAAAUUCUUUCUUCUCCAAAAUACAAGGCGCCUUCUCGGAGGCGUGCACACAGCAACGAUUAUCAACUGAUAAGAAAACACUGGAGAAAACAUGGAAGUUAAUGGACAAAGUUGUAAAGCUGUGCCAGCAACCCAAAAUGAAUUUAAAAAAUAGUCCACCUUUCAUAUUGGACAUACUGCCGGACACGUAUCAGCGAUUGCGUCUAAUUUACUCGAAGAAUGAGGAUCAGAUGCAUGUUUUACAUGCCAACGAGCACUUCAAUGUCUUCAUUAACAACCUGAUGCGCAAGUGCAAACAAGCCAUUAAAUUGUUCAAGGAAGGAAAGGAGAAAAUGUUUGACGAAAACUCACACUAUAGAAGAAAUUUGACUAAGCUUAGUUUAGUUUUUUCACAUAUGCUCAGCGAACUGAAAGCAAUUUUUCCUAAUGGAGUAUUUGCCGGUGAUCAAUUUAGAAUUACGAAAGCAGAUGCUGCCGAUUUUUGGAAACUUAAUUUUGGGAACAGUACUUUGGUCCCAUGGAAAAUCUUCCGGCAGGAGUUGAACAAAGUACAUCCAAUAUCAUCUGGUCUAGAAGCGAUGGCGCUAAAAACAACCAUAGAUCUAACUUGCAACGAUUAUAUUUCAAAUUUUGAAUUUGACGUUUUUACCCGACUUUUCCAACCAUGGGUAACCCUCCUGCGCAAUUGGCAAAUAUUAGCAGUCACACAUCCUGGAUACGUUGCCUUCCUGACUUACGACGAAGUUAAGGCGCGAUUGCAGCGAUACAUUCACAAGGCUGGAAGCUAUGUGUUCAGGUUAUCAUGCACGCGACUUGGUCAGUGGGCGAUAGGGUAUGUUACCGCAGAUGGAGAAAUUUUGCAGACCAUACCCCAAAACAAAUCCCUGUGUCAAGCGUUGCUGGAUGGCCAUAGGGAGGGCUUUUAUUUGUAUCCGGAUGGUCAAGCUUGUAAUCCUGAUCUAUCAUCAGCAGUGCAGAGUCCUACGGAAGAUCACAUUACAGUUACACAAGAACAAUAUGAACUAUACUGCGAGAUGGGUAGUACAUUUCAGUUGUGUAAAAUUUGUGCAGAAAAUGAUAAAGAUAUACGCAUUGAGCCCUGCGGGCAUCUGCUAUGUACACCGUGCCUCACAUCCUGGCAAGUGGAUUCAGAGGGACAGGGUUGUCCGUUCUGUCGGGCAGAAAUCAAGGGCACGGAACAAAUUGUAGUGGACGCUUUCGAUCCGCGUAAACAGCACAAUCGCAAUUCGACGAAUGGCCGCCAUCAGAAUACCGACGAUGACGAUACAGAGGACGGCGCAGAGUUCAACAUAGCCACAUCGUCGCUCCACGCAUUGAGCAACAGUAUGACCACGACUACACCUGCCGCGGACAAGCACAGUCCUCACACGUCUCCGCGUUUUGCACGUCGAAGUACUACGCCCAGCUUGCUUGCUGUGCAGAACGACUUGUAUGCUGGCCACGUGCCGAGUCUUACAUUAGCCAACUCAACGGGCAGCAACUACAUCGUGGCUGCGAGCGCAUCAGCUAUAGCUAACUCAAUACUUUCACCCCAGCCUACACCCACAGCACCAUCGAUACAUGCGCUAAAUGGCGGCGGUGCGGGAAUCGGAAAUAGUAUUAGCAACGUUGCAAGCGCUGUUCAAAAAUCGACCAAUCGAAUGAGUGCACCUCUAAUGGGUGUUGCUGCUGCUCCGAACGGCGGUAAUUCUACUAGCAACUAUGUGACGAGAAUGGCAACGAGCAAAUCCGAACACAACGACCAUUCCUCGUAUGCAAUAUUACAAGGUCUGCAAGAACCUUUGCUGCUACAAGCGCAACAACAGCCGCAGACAACAGGGCAACGCCAAACUGUGGGCGCAUCUGUGAUUGGUGGGGUCUCGGGAGCACCUCCUUUGCCGCCACGAAAAUCAUCACCUGGUGUGGAAAAUAGCGCCUCAAGUAUUAUCGGCGUAAGCGUUGCUGCAACGCCAGUUGCAGCCGCAGUAGCCAAGCAUAGGGGGCAGGCGACAAUUGGAGCUGCAACUCCUUCAGAUAGUUCAGCGGCAAACACAGAAGGGGCUGCUAUGCCACCGCAGACAACAGCACCGCCGAUACCACCACACGGCAACUUAAUGCUAGUUGAUAGCAUUGUCGAAGACUUACGCACGCAACAAAUCGUCACGACUACUGCAAUGACAUCCACACCUUCGAUCUCAUCGCAAUCGACGCCAGGAUCGGUAUCUGCUACUACGCCUACGCGUUCGAUACUCGACGACGACAUCGUGGGACCAGCAGAGACCAUUAUGGGUGUAAUUGAUACUCGGCCAUUGGAAGCACGUUUGGCGGCAGCAGCUCUAAUUUUGGAACCAACAACGGUAAAGUUGCCGCCUGCAGCAGGUAUCACCUCCAUGCCAUGUACACCGCACUACACCCAGCUUUGCAACGCUACAUCAUCAACACAACCCGCUGCAGUAACGUCAUUAGUACCUACCGGAGGUGCGGCCGUGAUACCCGGGUCACAUGCGUCACAGCAUUUAAAGCAACCACAACAGCCUCUGCUUUACGAGAAUGUUACGAUCAAUCCAAAAUAUUGCAAUGUUCCGUAUGAAAAUAUCAAUCUGGAAUAUAUUGCACGUCUUAUGAAUGAGGGUUAUUCCAAGGAAAAUGCCAUUACAGCGCUGGGAAUCUCGCGAAACAACAUUGAGAUGGCCUGUGACAUUUUGCGCGAAUUCGUAUCAAAAAGUAGCGUUUGAGAUGUACGGCGGACAAGAAUCUUUACAAAUGCAGCAAGCAUUGAAUGCAAUAAUACAUACAUACAUAUAUCAGGUUAGUCAAUAUAUAGAUCAGUUUAGUUCGGUGCUGCGUGAGAAUCUGCAAAAUAUUUGCCCUUGGAAGGAAUGCUAUAAACAAGAUUCAAAUUUAGACGAGCAAAGCCAACUGCAUAUACGAAUAUACUUAAUUUUUAAUUUCUAAAAUAACUUAAACCAUUAAACAAUGCAGAAGAUUUGAUUUUAUAAAAUCAUCAAAUAUACUAAAGAGCUGGAGUUUCCUCAAUUUCGCUUAAAACACGUAUUCAAAACGAAUAUGGAAACAAUUUUCAUUUUAAACAUGCUAUCCAACAAGUAAAAAAUAUUAUGUAUGUUAGUUAUACAAAAAUGUAGCUCCUUCAUAUAUUAGUAAACUCAAAGGCAUUCGCAUGUAGUGGCAGGGCCAUAAGCAAUACUCAAUGCCUCAAAAUAAAAAAAAAUAAUUGUCGAAAACUACAAAGAAAUCAAAGAAAUGCAAAUAAUUAGGAAGUUAUUAAUGAAAUAAAACAACUACAAAAUAAGUAAUAAGAUUCUUAUUCAAAUUAUACUCGAAUCAAUGCAUACCGACAUAAAUUUAUUGCAAUAUUACUAUUACAGGAAAAAGCCAACUAUUAUAUUAUGAUACAUACACGUACCAAACAAGAACUACUUCGAAAAAAGUAUGUCUAAUUGCCAAACUACACGCACAUCAUUCUCAAGAUUAGAAAAACUUCAUAUCUACCCAUUUUAUGUUAAUUGAAACGUGCGUGGGAAUGUAUUUUAUAAUUCAGAGCCUUAAAAAUUAUGAAAUUCUCGAACUCAGCGAUAACUUACAAUAUAUUAAUAUUUUUGAAUAUAUUUUUAUAUAUAACAAAUUAGAUAUUGAUUCGAAAUCUAUGGUACGCUGCUGUAUGAAGACGUUAACCUUUUUUGUGUAGAACAAGCUGGGUAGACAAAAUUAACUUAAAGGGCCCUCUCGCAAUUCAGAUUAAAAUAUUUAUUUUUAUGCCCACAGCCUACUGCAGAGAACGACCGUGCUCAGAAAUCAAUUAAUUAUUGCAAAUGUAAGCAAUUUUAGUAAUAAUAAACAGAAUUUCGAGAGCUCCCGGCACUUUCGACAAAAUCUGAUUUUGACGCUAUGUAAUUUUGUGUGAAUGUUUUGCUGGUGUGUACUAUUUUGAUGAAACUUUAGAAGAAAAUUUAUUUUAAAUUUACGAUUUCAACUUAAGAAAAUGGUAUAGUAAAUGAGUACGAAUUUCAAGUGCAAGUGCGUGGACGCAUUUCGCUUGAAUCAUAAAAUUUUACCUAUUCAUAAUAACAGCAGUGCUGCCAUUAACUGAUUAGCGAGCGAAAUUAUUUGUCUUAAAGCAAAUUAUUUUUGAUAAGUUAACAAUUUGUUGUUAUUGUAGCAACAUAAACAUUACCCAUGCAUAUACAGGGAAAGCGGCUAAAGUGACAGUCCUUGGUCGGAUACAAAUCCGGGUCGUUCCGGUUACGUAGGACCGACUGUCGGGGGAACGAACAAUUCUUGUCGUUCAUUGUGUUGAAUGCCGAAUUGUCUAUAUGUUCUUCCAGAAACUGCCCUCUACGAUCGCUUG
Messenger RNA from Anastrepha obliqua, 4808 nucleotides. It is a transcript of the gene Cbl, whose product is annotated as E3 ubiquitin-protein ligase CBL. NCBI's taxonomy places the organism in Eukaryota, Metazoa, Arthropoda, Insecta, Diptera, Tephritidae. Bases 400 to 3177 code for a protein of 925 amino acids. Gene Ontology annotation, molecular function: ubiquitin protein ligase activity; SH3 domain binding; receptor tyrosine kinase binding. The transcript is spliced from 7 exons. Gene Ontology annotation, cellular component: membrane raft; plasma membrane. The record is from RefSeq and is a predicted model, not a curated record. Gene Ontology annotation, biological process: cell surface receptor signaling pathway; negative regulation of epidermal growth factor-activated receptor activity.